Molecule: messenger RNA, 876 nt
Organism: Branchiostoma belcheri (Belcher's lancelet)
Lineage: Eukaryota; Metazoa; Chordata; Leptocardii; Amphioxiformes; Branchiostomatidae
Exons: 5
Coding region: 78-548 (156 amino acids)
Source: RefSeq, a predicted model, not a curated record
CAUACCGACAGCAGAGAAGGUCCACUCUCAAGGUUAUCUGAAUUACUGACGGAAGACCUACGACUCACCAACACAACAUGAAGACUCUGGCCAUCGUCGUUCUUUUGGGAUUCGCUGCAUACGCAGCCAGUCAGACCAUCAACUGUUUCCAGUGCAAGACGAACGUUGUGGACUCGGUUAUUGGCGGCAUCACCGGUGAUAACCCGUGUCUGAAGAUGGCCAAUAACCAAAACAGUACCAUCCAGACUGCCACCUGCCCUGCUGCCACCAAGUGCUACACCAAGAUCCGGACCGUUGCCCAGUACGCCUUCUCCAUCGAGCGGGGUUGCUAUGCCAACUAUGACGACAAGGGCGAGGACACCUGCACCGAGAAGGAAGAGGACGGCUGCAAUGGACUGCUGAAGACCGGAACCUGCUUCAAGUGCUGCAACACCAACCGGUGUAACCAGAACUUCGCCCAGCUGGCCGGGGUUAAGAACGGAGUCAGCGGGAGUCACGUGGUGUCAGUGCUGGCGCUUCUGCCCGUUGCCAUGGCAAUGCUGUUGUAAAUGCGCAUGCGCAACCCGAGCCACACCACAGAAUCAGUUGUACAUGAAGUACGUGUGGUGUGUACUUCUGAAUCUCAGGUGUUGAUGUUCAGAAUAAGAAUUGUUUGAAAAAGUGAUUGGCUCAUAAUCACGUAGUUUGUAGAUAUAAAACUUAACGUAUCAUAAUAAGUAUGUAAGUCUGGAAUUAAUGUCUGCUACAAAGAAAAAAAUGUUAACAGUAAAGUCAAAGAUAUAAAUGAUUAUGCUCUAAAUAUCAUGAUUUUAUACGUUUUUGUAAUUUUAAACUUGGUCGGGGUGGAGGUUCGUAACUUACAACUGAUUUUUCUCU